Molecule: messenger RNA, 2526 nt
Organism: Durio zibethinus
Lineage: Eukaryota; Viridiplantae; Streptophyta; Magnoliopsida; Malvales; Malvaceae
Product: RNA-binding KH domain-containing protein RCF3-like
Molecular function (GO): RNA binding
Source: RefSeq, a predicted model, not a curated record
UCGGUCGAGAAAAGUAUCUGUCGGCACGUGAACGUGUCCAACCCCAAAAAGUAAAAAUAAAAAAUAAAAAAAAUCCACCAACCAAAGAUAUUUUCCCAAAGAAACCUCGCCGCCGAGUGGCCCGAGUCUGUUACUCUAUAUCCCGUAACAGAAACAAAAAUCCCCAACGUUUCCCCGUUUCAAUUCGUCCGUUCCUAUCAUUCUCCGUAAUUUAAGUUGUUGCUGUUAUGGCUGGUCAAAGAAAUGAUUAUGGUAAAAGAUCUCAUUUUCAAUCUGAUUAUGUCGGGAACGGUGGAGGAGGAGGCGGCGGCGGCGGAGGAGGAGGAGGAGGUGGUGGAGGAGGAGGAGGAGGGAAAAGAAGGAAUGCCGGUGAGGAAAGUGAACAGCAUGGGAUUGGCUCCGAAGAUACAGUUUACCGUUAUUUAUGUCAUGUCAAAAGGAUUGGGAGUAUUAUAGGGAGAGGUGGUGAGAUUGUGAAACAUUUAAGGUCAGAUAGUAAGUCAAACAUUAGGAUUAGUGAAGCUAUGGCGGGUUGCGAGGAGAGGGUUGUUAUGAUUUAUAGUUCCAGUGAGGAGACCAAUCCGUUUGGUGAUGAUGGUGAUGACCUUGUUUCGCCUGCUCAGGAUGCUUUGUUCAGGGUACACGAUAGGGUUGUUGCUGAAGAGUUGCCGGCUGAUGAGGAUUUUGAUGAGCAAACACAAGUGGUUACUGUGAGGAUGCUUGUGGCGUCUGAUCAGAUUGGUUGUGUUAUUGGGAAAGGCGGUCAAGUGAUUCAGAAUAUAAGGAGCGAAACGCAUGCUCAGGUUCGGGUUUUAAGUAAUGAGCAUUUGCCUCCGUGUGCUUUGAGCUCUGAUGAGCUUCUUCAGAUAAUUGGAGAGCCCUCGGCAGUGAGGAAGGCUCUUUAUCAUGUGGCAUCCCGUAUACAUGACAAUCCUUCAAGAUCCCAGCAUCUGCUUCUCUCCUCUCUAUCCCACAUGAAUCAACCUGGCGGGAUGUACAUGAAUGCUCCUGUUAUUGGUUCUUAUGGAAACUACUCCUCUAGAAGAGAUGAUGCUUCUGCAAGGGAAUUUUCUCUUCGAUUGGUAUGCCCAGUUGGAAAUAUUGGAGGUGUGAUUGGAAAAGGUGGUGGUAUUAUCAAACAGAUUAGACAGGAGUCUGGGGCAUCUAUUAAAGUUGAUAGCUCUGGAGCUGAAGGAGAUGACUGCAUUAUAUUCCUAUCAACAAAGGAGUUUUUCGAAGAUCCAUCCCCUACCAUCAAUGCUGCUUUGCGCCUGCAAUCACGAUGCAGUGAAAAAACAGAAAGAGAAUCGGGUGAUUCUGUGAUCACCACCCGUCUACUUGUGCCAAGCUCACAGGUUGGUUGCCUUAUUGGUAAAGGUGGGGCAAUAAUAUCUGAGAUGAGGAAUGCUACUAGGGCUAGUAUUCGCAUACUUUCAAAGGAAAACCUUCCCAAAGUUGCAUAUGAAGAUGAAGAGAUGGUGCAGAUUACUGGAGGUCUUGAUGUUGCUAGCAAUGCCUUUUCACAAGUAAUGUUGCGGUUGAGAGCCAAUAUAUUUGAAAGAGAUGGAGUAGCGGCCGCGUUUUUGCCUGUCCUUCCUUACAUUCCUAUGUCAUUAGACAUGUCAGAUGGUUCCAAAUAUGGGAACAAAGAUGGUCAACCACGUAAUCGUGGAUACUCUUCUUACUCAGGGGGAUAUAGCUCUGGUGAUAUGUUUGCAAGUGACAGUUAUGGAAAUUAUAGUGGUUCACUUAGUGGAGGUGACAUCUAUGGAUCUCAUGGUGGUCGCAAUUCUGGCCGGGGGUUAUCCAAUCAAAACCAAGUUUCGAAUAGGAAGCAUGGAUAUUAGUCCCAGAUUCUAGAUUCUGCAGUGAGGAAGAUAUGCAGAAUGAUAUCUUAAACCCUGCCAACCAUCCUCUGCCAAAGAUUCUAAUGCACCUUCCCCGCUUGUUGCCUUUUCUCCCCUAUCUAAUUAGUUGUCAUCAACAAAUGUAGAAGACAGACCUUUUCCCCUUUCGAUGAAGCCAGCCUAGAUCAGAAGACCAGACAAGUUGGGUUUGAGAAACUUAUGCUCCACUUUGGCCAUCCCUUGCGCUUGUCCUGGGUGACCAAGAUCAUUUGAUGAUGCAAAUCACCAUUUAAUCUUUUACAGCCUGGAAUUCAUGAUUUUCAGUCUCUGUAUCGUGUUCAAAUAAUUUGCUUUCCCUGUAAACCCUUACAUUCGAAGCCUUGAGUUGUGGCACUUUGGCUCGUGAAUUGAUUUUUAUGUUUUAUAGUGGAAUUAAGGUAACAUCUGCUUGCUUAGGCUUUUUCAUGUAUUCAUAUAGUUUGAGAGCUGCAUCAAGAGGAAAGUUUAGUUUGCCUUAAUCCUCAGUGUAAUGUAAAUGUAGCAUUACCUAUUCUGGUUUCUUGAUAACUUUUACAUGUAGCUCAAAUGGCUGGUGUAUUUUUCUUCUCUUGAAGAAGAGAGGCCAUGUGUCCUUUGAAUGAAUUGCUUUAAAAAAUUAUUUCUUAGUUGCAUGAUCUGA